UAAAGACAGCGUGCGAAAGGCAACUGAAGAUUUACGAGCGGUUAUUUCAGUAUGUUCUUCUGAUCCUUGGCACAUGUGGAAGCAAACUGGAUUAGGAAAAGGCAAAUUGACAGAAAUAUUGCUACGACUGUGUAUUGACUUGGGAGCACGUGAAGAAGGUCUUGCUCUCAUAAAACUUUUAGGUACAGAUUUUUCAUUACCACAAGAAGGAACCAGCAACAUUCAAGAAAACUUUGAAGGAAUCCAAUCUGAAAAAGUUGCCAAGGCGAUCGUUGAAUUCGAGUGUCGAGUUAGUGGUUGGAGUGACUGCGCUGAUCUAAUUGAGAAAAUGAUUUCUCCUAAUCGAAUCACCCAGCAGCUCAUGCCCAUAAUCAAAUUGGCUCACUUCUUCUUGAACUUCGAUUGCUUAGAAGGAGCCAAUUUUGUUGGAGAUCGUAUUUCUUCCGCAUUCAUUAACAUCGACAAAUCGCAAGCCCACAAGCUCGCUCCGCAACACACUCAUAUUUGGGCUUAUCUUGAACUGAUAUUUGUACUUGAAGCCAAUCCCAAAACUUCUAAUCAAGAAAGAAUGAAGUCUUUUGCUUCAUUUUUCUCUAAACUGGAAUUUUCAGUACUGUGCGACCUUUUACCAAAGAUGGAAGCUCAAGCCAACUCGCAUCAUGAGAACUCGGAAUCACACAAGAAAAUUUUUAAUGAGUUGUGUAAAGCUCUGACUGACUAUGAUCUUCGUUCCCCGUGUAUCAAGAAAGCGGUAGUUGACCUGAUUUGCAGUUACUUUAGGACGAGGAACGCAGAAUUGCUUCGAUCUUUCCUAUCCAACAUCGUCCGCGCUCACGUUGCUACCAUAGAAAAGGAAACUCCUUCGUCGAAGACAUUAUUGGAAGAACUAAUUUCGUCUCCUGAAAUAUUGAACUUGGAUCUUUCGUCUGACCUGGGCGAGAUUUUUAUGGAAGUGCUUGUUGAUAGUCAAUUAACUUCAAUGAAGAAAGAAACAUCGGCAUCAGCCAAUCGAUUGGAUGAUGGAUCUUCUCUACUGUCAACUAAUUUAUCAUCAUGCAUUCGAUUGGCGAUUGCAAGUGGAAAUCAAGAAAGAAUGAAGUCGUUUUCAUCAUUUUUCUCCCAACUGGAAUCUUCAGUACUGUGCGACCUUUUACCAAAGAUGGAAGCUCAAGCCAACUCGCGUCAUGAGAACUCGGAAUCACACAAGAAAAUGUUUAAUGAGUUGUGUAAAGCUCUGAGUGAAUGUGAUCUUAGUUCCCCAUGCAUCAAGAAGAAAACGGUAGUUGACUUAAUUUGCAGUUACUUCAGGACGAGGAACGUAGAAUUGCUUCGAUCCUUCUUAUCCAACAUCGUCCGCGCUCACGUCGCCUCUGAAGAAAACGAAACUCCUUCGAUGACAUUAUUGGAAGAAGUAAUUUCGUCUCCUGAAAUAUUGAAUUUGGACCUUUCGUCUGACCUAGGCGAGAUUUUUAUGGAAACGCUUGUUGAUAGCCGAUUAACUACAAUGGAGAGAGAGACAUGGGUAUCAGCCCAUCGUUAUCGAUCUUCUCUUCUGACUAAUUUAUCAUCAUGCAUUCGAUUGGCGAUUGCAAGUGGGAAGAAUACUCGCAUACUCGAUGCACGGCGAGCGAUGCCAAUUGCGCACAUACUGGAAAAACUGGAUGUUCACCAAUUGACCGGCACUUUUACGGAUCUAUUGGAAAACAACUCAAAACGGUUGAAAGCGUGUCCUUCCUACCCCACGAUGAUUUCUCUUAUUGGCAAUUCCUUGGUUUCGGAAUUGAAGAAGAAUGCAAGAGACAUCCUCACUAGGCGAACUCUUCUGAAUGUGUUAGAUGUUUUUAUCGAGUCGGGUGUUGCAUCAUUAACACAAUCUUUAAUCAAGCAAGUCUGUGCCAAUGAAGAAUCUGGGACCCGGAGACAUCAAGAAAAAUACAGUUUGUUUGCUGGCUUAAUUAGUACUCCGCACGUGUGGGGAAUACUGGAUUCAAAAUCGAAGCUGAUCAUCUUGAAAACCUGUGGUUCUAUUAUACAGAAUUGGAUCAUCGAUAUGAGUCGUUCCAUCACUGAACCUGCUAUCGAGAAAUUACCAGAACUGAAAGAAAUCCUCAAUUGCAUCCAGUUUUUUUUCCUAGUCGAAAGAAAUGUACUUCAGAAUGAACGAACAUUCGACGCUCCAGUGUUUGAACCAUUAAUGGCCAAUUUACCAGUUUCCUUGCUCAUGAACCUUGUUUUGCAUCUCUACCAAUCGGAAGCCGGAACAAUCGUGAAAUUUCCCGCCUGUUUCAAUUUUUAUCGCGGCACAUCCAGACUCUUUUUUACCAUGAAAUUUGUGCCACUUGUCAAGCGCGAGGAAGCAAUCCGCCUUUUGAAUUUGCUCUUGUGGCUGGAAGAUGAGCAAUCUUGGCAAUCGUUCGCAACAAGUGUUUCCACAGCUUUUCCAUCAACUAGCACCUAUAUCUUUCUACGCCUCUUCUUGAAAAAUCCUGUCAUCAAGCAAGCCUUUACAGUUUCUAAUCUUGCUUUUGUUGCCUUCGCAACCAUUGUAGACAACUGUUCACUGAAAUCGGCGUCUUUGAAGGAACCGCCUUUUAGCUGGCACCAACGUGAAGCAGUUGUACCGAGUCAUCCUGAAGUUCAAGCUUUUCUUCGGUCCAGUCAAGAAUCCAUGACCUACACGAAGUUUACUGGAAUCGCUGAGGCUCGCAAUUUCGCCGCACAACUUAUGAGAGGGUCUAAACACUUUAGCGUUUCUGUUACUACGUCUGGCGCUGGCAAAAAUUCGCGUUGCAUCAUUACGAAAACACGUAAAUAUUACGAAGAGAUCAAUCAACCAUUUUUUACCAGCAAAGGUGAAUUGGAAUUAUUGGUGAAGCUCCGGGAACGCCUAGGUCAAGAAAAUUUGAAGACGAAACGUGGAACAGCCGACGACGUCAGUGUCAUCCCUUCACCCAAACGCUGCAAGCGCGAAAAAAUGUGAUAUUUUGUUUGUUUGUUUUUAACUAAGAAAGUUCUUUGUUGUCAUUUUAACUGAAUUUGCGAUGCGUCCUGUUUUAUUGCGGAAUCGCUUGACUGUAUACCAAUAAAUAAAGAAACGCCUUUUGCAAAGUUUCCUUUUUAAAAAUU
Messenger RNA from Daphnia pulicaria, 3126 nucleotides. RefSeq lists its product as uncharacterized. The record is from RefSeq and is a predicted model, not a curated record. The coding region runs from base 74 to 2980 and encodes 968 amino acids. Lineage: Eukaryota; Metazoa; Arthropoda; Branchiopoda; Diplostraca; Daphniidae. The transcript is spliced from 3 exons.